Lathyrus oleraceus (garden pea) is the source of this 1578-nucleotide messenger RNA. RefSeq lists its product as uncharacterized. Lineage: Eukaryota; Viridiplantae; Streptophyta; Magnoliopsida; Fabales; Fabaceae. Bases 1 to 1578 code for a protein of 525 amino acids. The transcript has 2 exons. The record is from RefSeq and is a predicted model, not a curated record.
AUGCAUUACAUUCAUACAUUGCAUCAACAUCAUAAAAAGCAAGCUCUUAGUUACCUCUUAUUUGUUUCAGGAAUUGAGAACUUGAAAAUGACAACUUCAAUGAGACACACUUUCACGCUUAAGUACAAGGAACCUAAGUUGGACAGUCUAAAGGGUUUGAUCUCUGAUUUGUCUCUCGGCAGACGUGAUGAGUUCGGAAAAAACUAUGGGAAAAUUUUGAACCUUCUAAAUAAGAAAGUUGACUAUGGAAUUAUUGGCUCUUUGGCACAAUAUUAUGAUCCACCUCUGCGUUGUUUCACAUUCGCUGAUUUCCAGCUAGCUCAUACUUUGGAAGAAGUUGAGAGAAUUGUGGGUCUCAAAAUGAAAGAUUUUAAUCCAUUUCCAAAGCUCGAAGGAGAUAUGGGACCAAAGAAGAUAGCUUCGGCCCUAAGCAUCAAUGUCCCGACUGUUCGAGACAAUUGGGCUGAAAAAGGGGGUUGCAAAGGUUUUGCCGCGAUGUUUUUGGAGGAUUUAGCUCUAAAGUUCAAGAAAAGUGGAAAUUGGAAUGCAUUCUAUGCUGUGGUGGCUUUAUUGAUCCAUGGGAUUGUGUUAUUCCCAAAUGUUGAAAAAUUUGUGGAUCAAGUGGCGAUAGAAGUCUUUUUCUCUGGCAAUCCAGUACCAUUUCUCUUAGCUGAUAUUUACUAUGCCCUUCACGCUCGACAUGAAAAGAGGGGUGGAAUGUUAUUGUGUUGUGCUCCUUUGCUUUACACUUGGUUCAUGCAACACAUGCCUGAAGAAGGUCCUUUUGUGGGUUGCAUCAACUAUAACCCUAUGUUAUCUCGAUUACAACACGGUUACCCCAUGGAUGGUCCUCCUGACGCAAAGGACUUACAGCCAUUUGUGCUCUCUGACAUCCAAGCAAGCAGUCCUGAUGUAAGAGCAGUACGAAAGGCUUGGUUAAAGAUUGUAAGAAAGGGUAAAGAGUUUGGAAAGAGAAACAUUCUUGCCAAAGAACCUUACACGCAAUGGGUGAAAGAAAUAGUUGAGAAAAUCCAGUUGCCAUAUAUCUUAAAGGCUCCAGCUUUUCCUAAAACUCCUGAGCCUGAGCCCAUACUCCCUGAGGACAUGGAGAAACUCGUUACUAAGGUUAAGGAGCUCAAAGUGGAGAAUACUGAAUUACGAAUUCAGAUGAACCGGGUUAUCUUGGAAAAUCAGAAUUUGAAAGAGGAACGUAAGGGAAAAGCCCAAGAACUUGAGGAUAGCAACAAGAGAGCUAGGCUUUUGGAAGACCAGAAAGAUGAUCUUGAUCAUAUCCUAUUAGGUUCCACAUCAGUGAUCCGAACCAGGAAGGAAGAGCUCAAGAAAGCUGAGUAUAGGAUUUGUGAGUUAGGGAGGCUGUUGGAUAAAUCUCUUAUAGAUAAAAAAGAAAUUAAGCUUGACUUUGAGGCACAAAUCCGUGACUUGAGGGACGCUCUGAAGAAAUGCGAGGAAAAGUUGUCUCACGAGAUCCUCCAAAAGGAAGAAGCUGAAAGAAAUUGUCACCGUCUCAGGUACCAGUUGGAAGAAGCUACGAGGAGGUUUGCAGUUUUGGAGAGCUAG